AUGGCGUCGUUUCAGUGGGACCCGGCGUCGCUGCAGGCGACGCUGAACGACCCGGAGCUCCUGUUCAGCGCGUUCAAGCUCGCGGAUUCAGACGGCACCGGGGAAGUCACCGGCGCGCAGGCGGUGGCGUUCUUCGGAGGCAGCGGCUUGCCGAAGCACGAGCUGAGCGUCAUCUGGCGCGGCGCCACGGGCGGCGCGGCGACGAUGGCGCCGCAGGCGUUCCGAGAGGCGCUCGUCAUGGCCCAGGGCGCGCUCGAGCGAGGAGGAGGGGGACCGGGCGCGGGCGGCGGCGGCGGCGUCGCGCCGCCGACGCCGGAGGAGCUUCAAAAAUACUCGGGCCACUUCGCGGCGCUGGACGCGUCCGGGCGAGGCGCGAUCCCGCGCGAGGCCGCGGUGACGUUCUUGUGCAAGGCGAAGCUCCCGGAGUCGGACGUCCGGGAGAUCGUGAGCGCGUGCGCGGGGGGGUCGGACGUCGUGACGCGGGAGCAGUUUUGCACGUCGAUGCAUCGGACGUACGCAGCGAUCGGCGGUAAGGGGGGCGCGGCUGCCGGAGGCGCGGCGUCGCAGCGGUGGACGCCCGCGCCGGUGCCGCCGCCGCUCGGUCCCCCCGGCGGCGGAAUGGCGCCGCAGCCGCCGCCGUCGACGUCGUCGCAGAGCAACGGGUUCGGAGGCGACCAGGGCUCGGGCGGGUUCGGCGCCACCUUCGACGCGUUCCCGUUCGCGGACGGCGGCGGCGGCGGGGGGGGGUUCGGCGCGACCUUCGACGCGCCUCCGAGCCAACAGAGCGCGCAGUCGGAGAUCCAGCCCGCGGCGGCGCAGCCGCAGCCGCCGCAGCCGGCUCCGUCGGCGGCGCUCUCCGAGGACAUGUUCUCCAUUGGCGGCGGCGGCGGCGGCGGCGGCGGCGGGUUCGAGCCGUCGAGGAGCUCGUUCGACGCCGGCGGAGGAGGCUUCGGCGGUCCGCAAUCGUUCGGCGGUCCGUCGUCGUUCGCGGCGCCUCCGCAGAGCGCCGGCGGCGGUGCCGCCGGCGACUUUGGCAACUUCGGCAGCGAAGCGUCCGCGCCCGCCGCGCCGCCGCCGUUCGCCGCGGACUUUGGCGGCGGCGGCGGCGGGUUCCAAUCCGGAUUCGAAGCGCCGCCGCCGCGCGCGGACGCCGCCGCCGCAUCCGCCGCAUCCGCCGCCGCCGCAUCCGCCGCAUCCGCCGCCGCCGCCGCCGAGGCGGCGGCGGACGCCGAACGCGCGCGCGCCGCGGAGCAAGAGCGCGUGCGCCGAGCGAACGACGCCGCGCGCCGCGCGGAGGCGGAAGCCGCGGAGAUUCGCGCCAAGGCGGACGCGGACGCUCGCGAAGCGCGCGCGGCGGGCGACGCCGCCGUCCGACUCGAGGAACAAAAGCGCGCGGCCGCGGAGGCGGACGCGCGCGAAGCCCGCUCGCGCGCGGACUCGGAGGUGAUGCGCGCGGAGGCGGAAGCGCGCGACGCGCUCCAGACCGCCGAGGCGGAGACGCGCGCGGCGAACCUCGCCAAAGCCAAGGCUGACGACGAGGCGCGGUCGGCGCGCGCCAAGGCGGAGAACGACGUCCGCGCGGCGAAGGACGCCGCGCUCGCGGCGAAGCGCGAGGCGCGCGACGCGCAGGACGCCGCGACGCGCGCGAUCGCGUCCGCCGAGAGCGCGGAGGCGGACGUGGAGUCGGCGGAGUCGGAGCGCUUCGCGGCGAUCGAGGAGACGAAGCGCGCGAGAGAGACGAGAGCCGCCGCGGAGGCGCGCGCGCGCGCGGCUGCCGACGAGGCGGCGAAGAUUCGCGCGCAGACCGCGGCGGCGCAGGCGGAGACGAAGGCUGCGACAGCGCGGCUCGAGGCGGACGCGCGCGCGGCGGAGGCAGCGCUCGAGCGCGUCCGCGAUCAAGCCGCGGGGAUCGACGCCAACGUGAAGAAGGCGUCGGCGCACGCGAAAAACCGCGCGGGCGCCGCCGCCGCGGAGGCUGACGAGAUCAAGCGCGCGGCGGAUCAGAACGCCAAGGCGGCCAAGGCGCGCGCGGAGGCGGAGCUCGCGGAGGCGUUCGAGGCGCUCUCCGCCGCGAAGGCGGAGGCGGAGCGCCUUAAAAGGGAAGAGCUCACCGCGCGCGCGGAGCACGACGCGUUGGUGGCCUCCGUCAAGGCGCAAGUCGACGAGGCGAACGCCGACGUCGCCGUCGCGGCCGCGCCGGUGGACAAAAUCAAGGCGGACAUCGCGACCGCGACCGCUGAGCUGACGCAGAUCCGCGCGGCGCACGCGCACGCGUCCGCGGAGGCGACGCAGAGGCUCGUGGAGCUCUCCGUGGAGCUCGCCGACGCGGAGCAGCUGGUGAAGGAGCAGCGCGCGGCGCGAGAGGUGGCGCAAGAGAAGGAGGCGUCCGCGAUCGCCAAGACGCGCGGCGCGCUCGCGCAGGCGAAGGCGUCGCUCGAGAGCGAGAUGGAGCGCGGCGCGGCGGCGGUGAAGGCGGCGGAGACGGAGCUCGCGAGCCUGCGCGAGCGCGUCGUCGCGACGACGGCGGCGACGGAGGAGGCGAUCGCGGACGCCGCCGCCGCGGUUGAGGAUCACGACGUCGCGAUCGCCGCGGAGGAGGUGAAGCUCGCGGAUGCCAAGGCGAAAGAGGUGGACGCGAGAGCGACGCUGAAGGACGUGCGAGCCAAUCUGAAGGCGGACCUCGACAAGCUCGUCGCGGUCAGGGUCGUCGCGGUGGCGAAGGCGGCGGAGGAGGCGGCGAAAGCCGCGGAGGUUUCGGCGGACGCCGCGGAGCGCCGCGCCGCCGCGGAGAAGGAGCUCCUCGUCGCGGAGGAGACGCUGGAGAAGACGCGCGAGAGCAUCCGCGCGGCGAAGGCGGCGGACGACGCCAAGCUCGCGGAGCUUCAUCAGCAGCUCGCGGAUCUCCGCGCGACGCUCGAGGUGGAGGCGAAGCUCGAGGAGGCGGAGCGAGAGAAGCGCGCGCUGAAGCUCGCCAACGACGUCGCGGAGGUUUCCGCGUGGGCGUCCAAGCUCGACGGCGAACGCGCCGCGCGGGCCUCCGCCGCCGCCGUCGUGGACGCGAAGGAACGCCGCGCGCGCGAUCAGAUCGCGCGGGAUAAGGCGGAGAUCGUCGCGAGCGCCAAGGCGUGCGAAGAAGCGGACGGGAUCGCGCACCUCGCGUCCAUCGCGCGCGCCGCGAUACUGAAGCACGUCGAGGCUGAGACGACAGAGUUGAGGAAAAAACUCGCCGCGGAGAAUCGCCGCGUCGACGGCGAGCGCGCGGCGGUGGAGGAAGAUCUCGCGCUUCGCGAGGCUGCGCUCGCGGCGGAGCAGACGAAGCUCUCCGCGGCGCUGGAACGCCUCCGGUUCACGCGCCCGAGGGAGGCUGCGGCGGCGAAGCAGGUGAAGACGUUGGAGGACGCGAGGGACAAGGCGGAGAAGGACCGCCUCGACGCGGAGGCGCGCGAAGCCGCGGCGCGCGCGUCGGUGACGAAAAACCUCGCCGCGCUGCGUUCGCUCGCGGCGGCCGUCGCGCGCGCGACGUCGGAGGCGAACGACGCGAGGGUCAACGCCGCGGAGGCGGAGCAGCAGGCGGCGGCGAACGCGGCGGCGGUGCAUCGAUCGAGGGCGGCGGCUGGCGAGGAAAAGGCGCGGGAGGCGGCGGAGAAAGCCGCGCGGGAGCGCAUCGCCGCGGCCAAGGCGGAGGCGUCGCGGAUCAUCGCCGCGCGGCACACGCCGGGCGGGACGGCGCUCCCGGACUCCGCGAACAGCACGCCGAUCGCGGGCGAGAGGGCGUCGGCGACGAGGCCAGGGUACCAGCCGAGGGCGUUCGCCGCGACGGCGAGCGCGCCCGCGUCGGCGGCGCCGGCGGAGGAGAAGAGGCCGCCGGCGGAGGCGGAGGUGGAGGCGGCGCGCGCGGAGACGCUAAAGCCGAAACCCGUCCCGGUCGCGUCGGAGACGCCAAAGCCGAAACCCGUCCCGGUCGCGUCGGAGACGCCCAGCGCGACGCCCGCGGCGACGCUGGACUUCGCGGACACGCCGGAUGAACGACGCGCGACGGCGUCGAAAGAGGCGAAGAACCUCACCGAGGCGCUGUUCAGCGCGGGGAAAGAGACGUCCGCGUUCGACGCCGACUUUGACGACCCGCCGGCGGCGGAGGAGGCGCCGGCGAAGGAGAACGAAGCAGAAGAGGCCGAGAAGAAGGACGCGGCGACGGCGGCGACGGCGGCGACGGCCGCGACGGCAGCGACGGCGACCGCGGGCUUCGCCGCGUUCGAAUCCACGGACGGCGACGGGUUCGCGUCUUUCGGCGACGACGACGCGUCCGGCGGGUUCGCGUCUUUCGACGCGAAGUUCGACGACCCCGCGCCGGCGCCCGCCGCCGCGGAGGGCGGGUUCGCGUCUUUCGACGCGAAAUUCGACGACCCCGCGCCGGCGCCCGCCGCCGCGGAGGGCGGGUUCGCGUCGUUCGACGCGAAAUUCGACGACCCCGCGCCCGCGCCCGCGCCCGUCGCGUCGGAGGGCGGGUUCACGUCGUUCGACGCCCCGGACGCGAAGGCGGACCCGUUCGCGUCCUUCGACGCCGCGCCGGCUCCCGCCGGCGGCGCGUUCGCCGCGUUCGACGCGCCAAAGUCUGAGAUUGAACCCGCGGCGGUCUCCGCGACGGCGAGCUUCGCCUCCUUCGACGACUCCGACGCGAACGCGAACGCGAACGACGGGUUCGCGUCCUUCGACGCGAAGUUUGAAGAAACGCCCACCGACGCGAACGCGAACGACGGGUUUGCGUCCUUCGACGCGAAUUUUGAAGAAACGCCCGCGCAGGGUGCGUUUUCACCCGCCGCGCGAGAGCCGACGUACGACAGCGACGGCGUCGAAGAUUUCGCGACGAGCUCGGACGACGACGAGGAGCGCUCCGCCGCGGCUCCCCCACCCGCCGCCGCCGCCGCGCCCGCGGCCGCGCCGCCAGCCAUCCCAGCGAUGACGCCCGCCGAGCGCGAGCAAGCGUCCGUCGCGUACGCGCGGUUCACGGACUCUGGCGAGGUUGAACGCGCCGGCGACGGACGCAUGUCCGGCGCUUCUCUCGUGGAGGUUACUAAAAACGCGGGGCUCGACCAGACCGACAUGAGCGCGAUAUGGUCGCUGACCGUGCCGCCGGGCGCGUCCGGGCUCGCGCUCGACGACUUCUGUCUGUUCAUGCACUUGCUGAGGCACAGGGUGAACGGGGGGGAUCUGCCGGGGGCGUUGACCGGGGAGGAGCGCGCGAGGCUUCUCGGCGGCGACAGCGGAUUCGGCGGCGGCGCGGCGACGACGACGACGCCGGCGGCGGGACCGCAGUUCGUCCGCGCCUUAACCCCCGACGAGCGCGCGUCGCUCGCGUCCGCGCACGCGUCUCACGUCGCGCCCGGCGCGGAUGGCAUGACGGGCGCGACGCUCGUCGAGCUCACCUCGGACGCCGGGCUGGACAAGUCGGACAUGGCGAAGACGUGGUCGCUCGCGUCGCGCGCCGGGCGGUCGACGUUGGACGCGGACGACUACGCGCUGUUCAUGCACCUUCUGAACCACAGAGUCGCCGGCGGCGAGCUCCCGGGUGGGCCGAUGUCUUCGGGCGAGCGCGCGCGCAUCUUAGGCGAUGAUGAUGCGACGGUUGACGUUCCGUCUUCCACGCUCGACGCGGACGCGGCGGACCAGUUGGCGGCGAUGGGGUUCGAGCCGAGCGCCGUCCGCCGCGCGUUGGCGCGGUUCGACGGCGACGCGGAGAAGGCUGCGGAUUUCCUCGCGGCCGGCGGCGGCGCGGGGACGGCGCCGUCGUCGCCGUCGGCGUCCGUCGAGGAGCUCCCGGCGGCGGCGGAAGACGGAACGUCGUUCGGCGCGGCGGGCGGCGCCGGCGGCGGCGCCGGCGGCGUGCGACUCGUCGUGAAGCGCGUCGGCGGAAUAAAAGACGCGUCCAAGUUGCAGCAGCUAAACGUGCGCGUGACGCUCUGCGACGGAAACGGCGCGGCGCUCGCGGCGCCGCGGACGAUGCUCUCGAACGGCGCGCGCGGGGACGAGGUGCACUUCAACAGUGGGAACCACGUCGACUUCGAGACGCUGCGCUUCGGCGAGGCGAAUCCGCCCGGUUUGCGGAUCAUCUGCGAGCUGCGGCACUUCAAGGCGAAGGAGAAAAAGAUGAGCGUCAAGUGCUGGGCGUUCAUCCCCGCCGAGGUGAUCGAGCCGGGCGGCAACGUCGGGUUCGCGACGAUGACGAAGCCGACGGACGCGAAGUUGAAGCACGAUAUGAUAAGAGCGACGCACAGACACAGAUCCUCGCGCGCGACCACCGCGCGCAUGGCUCACGCGGUCGAUUUCGGCGUCGUCGCGACGCGGACCGCGCGCCACGCGCGAUGCCGCCUCGCGACGGCGGCGUCGCCCGCGCUCGCUCGCGCGCGCGCGACGACGCCGACCGACGGUAGCCGUCGUCGUCGCUCGGUAUCAUCAUCAUCGUCGUCGUCGUCGCCAUCGUCGCGACGCCUCCGAUCGCGUCGCGUCGUCGCGCGCGCCGGCGAAGACGACCCCGCCGCCCCAACCCCCGCCCCCCUCGACGACCUCGAAGACGUCGUCGAGGUCGAGAACGUGGACCCGAUGACGUUCAUCACGACGAGCACCGCGUUCUACGUUCUCAUGGGCGUCGGCUCGCAAGUCGCCGCGUCGUUCCUCGGCGUCCACCCGGACGUCCUCGACGCGAUGCGCGCGUGCAACGUCGACCAGGCGUCGCUGUGGACGCUCCCGCUCCUGGGCACGCUCGCGUUCGCGAUCACGCAGGACGAGAAGUACGAGUGGCUCGGCGAGGUGCGCGAUAUCUUCAAAGCUGGCGUGCUCCCGUCCAUCGCGCCGCUCGGCCUUCCCGGCGUCUUGGCGCUGUCGCUCGGCGCCGGCGUCGGCGAGGAGGCCUUCUUCCGCGGGUUUCUGAUGCCGUUCGCGGACGGGAAGCUGCUCGAGCUCGGCGCGCCCGCGGAGGCGUCGUCCGCGCUCGUCCUCGCGUCCACGAGCGUGUUCUUCGGCGCGCUGCACGCCAUCACGCCGGCGUACUUUUACUGGGCCACGGGCGCGGGCGCGCUGUUCGGUCUGGAGUACGUGCGGGACGGGUUGGGGACCGCGGCGUUCACGCACACGCUGUACGACUUCUUAGCGUUCGGGUUUAUUUUGAUCAAGUGGGGGCCGCAGAGCGAGGAGAAGAGCGAAGCGAGCGAGCGGUCGUAG
Micromonas pusilla CCMP1545 is the source of this 7215-nucleotide messenger RNA. RefSeq lists its product as uncharacterized. Gene Ontology annotation, biological process: CAAX-box protein processing. NCBI's taxonomy places the organism in Eukaryota, Viridiplantae, Chlorophyta, Mamiellophyceae, Mamiellales, Mamiellaceae. The transcript is spliced from 4 exons. Gene Ontology annotation, cellular component: membrane. Gene Ontology annotation, molecular function: metalloendopeptidase activity; protein binding; phosphatidylinositol binding. Bases 1 to 7215 code for a protein of 2404 amino acids. The record is from RefSeq and is a predicted model, not a curated record.